Cuscuta campestris is the source of this 3000-nucleotide messenger RNA. The record is from the annotation of a GenBank genome assembly. Lineage: Eukaryota; Viridiplantae; Streptophyta; Magnoliopsida; Solanales; Convolvulaceae.
CGCAAGAUUUUUCUGAUCGGAUAAUCAAAGUUGGAGAUGGAAAGCUUGGACAAGUGAUUGAUGGAACUGCUGACAUUGAAAUUCCUCUCAAAUUUUUGAUUAUAGAUAACAGUUCACCCCUCAAAAGUAUAGCGGAUUUUACUUAUCCGAACUUAUUGGAGAAAAUGAGAAGUUAUUUUUUUAAAGAUACGGCACUACUAGCACCCACGCUCGAAGUUGUAGAAAUGGUAAAUGAAUUUGUCUUAUCCCUCAUUCCCAGAGAUGAAAUGGUGUACUUGAGUUCUGAUUCAUCAUGCCAAGCAGAUUCAGAUGUAGGUGUUGAUGGCGACUGGAUAACAGUUGAGUUUUUGAAUGAAAUCAAAUGUUCGAGAAUCCCAAACCACAAGAUAGUUUUAAAAAAGGGUUUCCACCCUUUCACUGCUCCAGUCCAAAUCCCCAAACGCCCUUCCCUCUCCUUCACUUGCUUUUCAGCCAAAUUUUCUUAUUCUAUGUUAGAGAUGAAAUUGAGUUGGUGGUGCGAUCAGGCUUCGAUCAGCGGGUCCCUAUCUUGCCUCGAUAACUCAUCGGCUUUAGACAGCUCUCCUCCCCCUCCAGCGGCAAAGGUGUGAGAUUCAAUAAUUGAUUACUACUGAAUAAGGUUGUUUGCUUAUACAAAAUGACACAUUUAUUGAGAAAAUUGGACUAUGCAACGGGAUAUGCUUUUACUUUUCAUAAUGNGCUUGGGUCCUUUCCUAUUUAUUACAAUCUUUCUUCCAAAAAAAGUUCAUUUUCUUUUUAAAAACCCCUACCAUGUACUCAGUGUGGUGUAUAAGCUUUUGGCUACUGUGUCCCUGCCAGAGUCUGUAUAAUAUAGGGAUUUUUCAAUGAUAAAUUACAAAACUAUCAACCGAUACCUUUGAGUUCGAGAGGUGCAUUGCUUGCCAGACCUCGCAAAUUGAAUGCGUAUUUGUUUUAAAUACUUGAUUGUUUGUAUAUGCUUGGUUAAUUACAUUUAGUUGUCAAUAACACGACCAUAAAUUAGUUGUGCCAAAGGAUUCCAAGUUAAUCAUACAUGAUGUUUGCAGGUAAUUGAGAUCAUCAAGGGGAAUAAGGAUAUUCCAAGCUUACAUAGGUUUCUGCAUUUCAAAGCAGGUCUAUUUCUCUACAAAAUUUUUUUGGUUUGUUUAUUCAACAUACAUAUUUGAUUUUUAAGUGUAUGUGUGUUGUUAAAUAAGCUCUUUAUUAGAAAACCAGCAAAAUGUUGACCAUCAACCAUUUGGUUCAAUUUUAAACUCUCUUGGUAUUUAUCUUUUUUAUUUUAGAAGUGACAUCCGUAUGCUAAAUUUGUAGGUUGAAGUUUAAAAGAUUGUUUGAUUGAUUAAUUGAAGAGUUGUGAAUCUCAAUUUGUGAGGUUUGAAAAAAAUCGUCAAACCUUACAAAUAAAAGGUAAAUUUUUAACUCUGUAUUUAUUUGCUUUUUUUUUGGUGAAAAAUUGCCCGUCUAGAUUCAGUUUCUGUUUCCACCUGGAGAGCUAUAUAAGAUUCUGCGACCCUCCAGUUGCGUCAGUUAGACGAAAUAAUCACCUGGCUACCAAUUUUUGCUUUCUGUUUCCAUGGUUUUCCAUUAGAUGUUGCUUCAGGUCUACAGAGUCAUUUUAUUUAUAAAGAUUAUGAAGGAUAACAAGUCUGAUGAUCGAACUACCAGGUUUGGGUCAUUUCUUUACAAUUUUGGAACAAGUGUUUUGGUUGGAAAAUUUUUUGUAUACUCAUCAAAUAAAACAAAUACUCCAUAAGUGUCAAAAAAUAAUCCAAUAUUUUUUUAUGGAGUCCUGGUGAUUGUUAUUGACUGCCCGUCCCUUCUGUUUCCCAUCCAUUUUGCCUCUUUGGAUUCACCAUCAACGGCGAUCAAGAGUUCCACCGACCACCAUCAACGACGAUCAAGAGUCCCACCGGUUGGCACAAGAGUUCCCAGCGGCCAUCAAGCGCAAGAGUUCCACCACACUUCUUCCUCUCCGUAACACCUGCUUGCUUGAUUCUUCUAACAGAGUGGGAAGAGGAACUAAUCACAGCUAGGGAUUCGCUGAUCGGUGGAGAUGAGGCAUUAUAUUAGAGAUUCCACAUUCAAACUUGCUCCCAAAUGAUAUUGGGGGUGAGAAUGCAGAAAAGAUUGAGCACUUUCUCUGGAUUUGUCCCAAAGCUUAAGAGGUCUGGUAUCACUAUUCUAUGGUGUUUUGAUCUGACUACUGAAGUUAGGUAAUCAACUCAUAUUUAGUAUAUUCACCUCAUAUAUAAGUUUUUUCCUUCAUUACUUGAAAAUCUAUUUUCUCACAACAACAAAAAAAGGACAAGUGCGCAUAUUCCUUUCUUGCAAUACAACCAAAAAUCUACAAUAUGCAAGCAUGCUCAUCAACUAGGAGUAGUUAGUGCAGCACGACCUCUAUCGACUGUUCAACUAGCUUUUUAAGCCUCAUCUUUGUUUUUGUUAUUAUAUCCUUUGUGUUUUUCUCUUAUGCAAUUACUUCUACAGUAUGCUAGCCACGUUCAUCUCACCAACGAAUUAGCCUAUCAUAUUUUAUAUUAGAGCAACAACCUUGAUUAAAAUAAGCAAACUCAUGAGUCUGAUUACCUAGCUACUAAAGUACAUUGCAUUUACUACAUGAUGUUAAUGUUUGUUUAGUCACGUGCAACGUCAGAUCCAAUACAUAUAUUGUUGAGAUGAUGAAAAACACAUGGAAAUGAAACAGAGAUCAUCAGAAAGAGGAGAAACAAGCCUCACACCCUACGUGUGAGGUGUGCUCUCCCUGUGCAAACUGUGCUUAUCAUGUUGCCCGCAAUCGAAAGUGCGAGCCUGUAAAGUUAAUCAGUAGAGAAUUAGUCAUUUUUAAUUGAUUUAUUCAUGAAUGUAUCUCUGCUAUGUGCCCCGUCGUUUCAAAACCAAAUUCAGAGAAGAGAGUUCGUUCUUUGAGUUUACAAUUGUGUCUUAGUUGAGAGCUUAUAACUGAUUCCAGAUGUUUGUGUUCUG